Messenger RNA from Mesocricetus auratus (golden hamster), 2541 nucleotides. RefSeq names its product mitochondrial translational initiation factor 2 (gene Mtif2). The transcript has 15 exons. Gene Ontology annotation, molecular function: GTPase activity; GTP binding; translation initiation factor activity. The coding region runs from base 252 to 2516 and encodes 754 amino acids. Lineage: Eukaryota; Metazoa; Chordata; Mammalia; Rodentia; Cricetidae. The record is from RefSeq and is a predicted model, not a curated record. Gene Ontology annotation, biological process: translational initiation.
AUCCACCCUCGUUAGUGCUCUCUACAGCCACCUUCGCGGGCUCCUCCCCGGCGGACACUCGCGUGUGUGAAGGACGCGUCCUGCCAGGGAGGGAAGGGACAAGCCAAGCGCCUCAGCCAACCACAGAGCCGUGGGAAGGCCACUUCCGGCGGCACCGGAAGCUCGGCGGGGACCUUGCGGAAUGGACGGACCGACUGACCCACCGUGCUCCUGGGUCCGGAAAGUGGUCUCGCCUGAGAACUGCGAGAAGCAUGAAUCAGAAGCUACUGAAAUUGGAAAACCUGCUUCGAUUUCACACUAUUUGCAGGCAGUUGCACAGCUUAAGUCAGAGAAGACUGUUAGCAUGGUGGAAGCGUGGGCUUUCACCAGCUCACCCACUACGGGCAGAGCAGCUAUGCGUCCGGCCCUGGCCGACCGAUGCGCUUGUUGGUGCUGCAUUAUGUCAGCAGAGGCUUCUUGUAACAAACAAGGAAAAAAGACCAUUGAGAUCUCAGUCGUCUCCAAUAAACCCUAAAAGGGAUGUGGAAGUAUGGGUUGGAAUGACUGUCGAAGAACUAGCCAGAGCAAUGGCAAAAGACAUAGUGGAAAUACAGCCCAGUGGUGUCAAUCACACAUCUCGUCCCAUCUGCAUCCAUUGCACAUGCUGGUGGCUUGAAAUCAACUAUUAUAUAUAUGAAGCUUUAUUGAACACUGCCUUUGACAUGGAUUCACUGGAAGCAAACUCACAUUUAGAUGAAGUCUGGAUCAAAGAAGUAAUAAAGAAGGCAGGGAUGAAGCUGAGAUGGAGCAAAUUAAAGCAGGAGAAAGUAAGAGAGAACAAAAACGCUGUAAGAAGGCCCCAGGCAGAUCCAGCUUUGUUAACACCAAGGUUCCCGGUUGUUACUAUAAUGGGUCAUGUUGAUCAUGGGAAAACAACGUUACUUGACAAGCUCCGAAAAACUCAAGUGGCAGCAAUGGAAGUUGGAGGCAUCACUCAGCACAUUGGUGCCUUUCUCGUCUCUCUGCCUUCUGGAGAAAAGAUAACCUUUCUUGAUACUCCUGGACAUGCUGCCUUUUCAGCAAUGAGAGCCAGAGGAGCUCAGGUCACUGACAUUGUUGUGCUGGUUGUAGCUGCAGAUGACGGGGUGAUGAAGCAAACUGUAGAGUCUAUUCAGCAUGCCCAAGAGGCGCAAGUUCCUAUUGUUCUUGCAAUAAAUAAAUGCGACAAAGCAGAUGCUGAUCCUGAGAAAGUGAAGAAAGAGCUUCUGGCUUACGAUGUGGUGUGUGAGGAUUACGGCGGCGAUGUGCAGGCAGUGCAUGUCUCUGCACUUACGGGAGAUAAUCUGACUGCUUUGGCAGAAGCAACAGUUGCUCUCUCGGAAAUGCUGGAGCUGAAAGCAGAUCCUACAGGUCCAGUGGAAGGAACAGUAAUAGAGUCUUUCACUGACAAAGGAAGAGGUCCUGUUACAACAGCUAUAAUCCAAAGAGGAACCCUAAGAAAAGGCUCAAUUCUAGUUGCUGGAAGGAGUUGGGCAAAAGUUCGACUAAUGUUUGAUGAAAAUGGAAGAACACUUAAUGAGGCCUAUCCCAGCAUGCCUGUGGGAAUCGUAGGCUGGAGAGACCUCCCUUCUGCAGGAGAUGAAAUUCUUGAAGUAGAAUCUGAGCCCAGGGCCCGAGAAGUUGUUGACUGGAGGAAGAUUGAGCAGAAAGAGGAAAAAGACAGAGAUGACCUGAAAGUGAUGGAAGAACAGAGAAAGGAGCACCAAGAAGCCCAUCGAAAAGCCCGUGAGAAGUAUGGCAGUCUGCACUGGAAGAAGAGGUCAUACAUAAAGUAUCUUGAGAGAAAAGAACAAAGACCCUUAAAGCCCAAAGAAAAGGCAGAAAAGGACUCAAAUGUGCUUCCUAUAAUUAUUAAAGGUGACGUUGAUGGGUCUGUGGAAGCCAUCUUGAACCUUCUGGACACCUAUGAUGCUUCCCAUGAAUGUGAACUAGAAUUAGUACAUUUUGGAUUGGGUGACAUUAGUGAAAAUGAUGUCAACUUUGCUGAGACAUUUGAUGGCAUCAUUUAUGGUUUUAAUGUGGGUGCAGGCAAGGCUAUCCAGCAAUCAGCUGCACAAAAGGGAGUUAAGAUUAAACUUCACAAAAUCAUCUACCAUCUUAUUGAAGAUUUGCAGGAGGAACUAAGCAGCAGAUUGCCCCACAGGCUGGAGGAAUACCCAAUAGGUGAGGCUUGCAUACUAGCUACCUUCUCUGUAACAGAAGGGAAGAGAAAAGUUCCUGUGGCUGGCUGCAGAGUUCAAAAGGGACAGUUAGAAAAACAGAAGAAGUUUAAAUUAAUCCGAAAUGGACAAGUUAUUUGGAAAGGCUCAUUAACCUCACUGAAACACCAUAAAGAUGAUGUUUCAGUCAUCAAAACUGGAAUGGAUUGUGGUCUUAUUUUAGAUGAAGAAAAAGUAGAAUUUAAGGUGGGAGAUGAAGUUGUUUGUUAUGAGGAAAAUGAAAUUCCAGCUAAGACUUCUUGGGAUCCAGGAUUUUAAAAGUACAAUAAAAAUGAUAAAUGUA